CACACUCACAGGACGCUGCUGGUGGACGACACACACCUGCUGCUGCACCUCAACACGACCCCCGGCCCACACAGGAUGAUGGGGAAGCAGACGAGUCAGGCGGUGGUGGUGGUGGUACUGGUGGCGGCUCUAACUGUCACUCUCACCGCUGCCCAGACCUUCCAGUACAGUCGAGGUUGGACGAACGGCCGGAAGCGAGCGGACCCGGGUGUGGGUCUCGGUGUAGUUAGGGAUGUGACCAACCUCUUGGCUGACUCCGCCCACCGCCCAUCUCACCCACUCGCGCCCACACACGCCCUGCCCAAGAAUAUGGAGGAGCGGGUGCGGGUGCUGGAGGCCGGCCUCAGCGCUCUCCUCAAGGUCAACAGCGCCACCUUCCCCCCUGGCGGCGGCGACGACGACUACUACGCCGACAACUAACCUCCUUCUCCACCGCCACCAUCACACAUAUCUAAAUUUAUCUCCAUAUAUAUAUAUAUAUAUAUAUAUAUAUAUAUAUAUAUAUAUAUAUAUAUAUAUAUAUAUAUAUAUAUUUCUGCAUCGUGUUGUGAUUCCCCUCGAAUGUUAGAUGAUAUUUAUUGUGGUAUAACUGCGUCUGAAAGCCAUUUUUCUCUUGAAAUUGCAUCUCCAGACGAGUUAUGAAGAACCACGCAGGUCUUUGAGGCGGUAAAGUGUGUAUGUGUGUAUGUGUAUAUAUAUAUAUAUACACACACAUACACACUACAGUAUAUGUCCUAUCCUGGUUACCUUAUUUUUUGCAGUUUUAACCCGACAAUUAAUAUCAACUACCAGGGGUACCAACAACUACCAGGGGUACCAACAACUACCAGGGGUACCAACAACUACCAGGGGUACCAACAACUACCAGGGGUACCAACAACUACCAGGGGUACCAACAACUACCAGGGGUACCAACAACUACCAGGGGUACCAACAACUACCAGGGGUACCAACAACUACCAGGGGUACCAACACACACACACACAGUCUUGUGGAGCACCAAGCAUGAUCGCAUGAUUUGUUUUAAAUAACCUUCACUGAUUUAUAAAAUAUUAUUGUAUUAUGACUCAGUUUCCUUUCACCUAAAUGUGUCUGGACUUUCACAGGGCACAAAUAUGGGGGUCAAAAUAUGGAAGUAAUCUGUAAAAGGCACUUCACCUUUCUUCUGUUCGUUCAACUAUCUGAAAUUCCCUAUUUUUAAUUAUUUUGUUUCCAAAACUGUUACUUGAAUUCCUCAUGAUAUUUGAAUUGUACCUAAAACAACGUGUUUUAAUUUAAAGCACUUGAAGCUAUCGUUUUAUUUGCAUUAAAACUAUAUUAUAAUAUCUCGAAUCGCCAUUUCCUAUUAGUUUUACCCUAAAACCGUCACCUUAGCGGCUUCGUUUUAAAGUUUGUUGAGCCUGUACCCUCCCCCGACGAUCAAACCCCUCAGAAUGUUACAUUCCUAUUUGUAUUAUUAAUCAACCCAAUGACAUUAUAUUCCACCAAGAAUUGAGCACCAUUCAGUCAUCCUAUCCCCCCAUUCACGUGUUAUAUAUAUGUUCAUCCUGACAGCGCUUUUUCCUAAUUUCAUUUCCAAUCGUCAAAUAAGCUUUCCAAGCCCUAAGAAGAGAGCCCCGUUUAAGAUAGUCUACGUUAUUUAUACAAAGAAAUUGUCUUUCCCGUUUUCACAUUACAGAAAAUGUGUAAGAAAUAGAGGCUGAAACUUUCUUAGCUACUCAUUUUCGUCAGAAAAUGUUUCAUCUUUGCGAUGUAACGUCAAUUUCCUCUUACAAUGGUUGGGCGAAAAUGUACCACACGGCCUGGAAAUAAAAGGUGAAUCUUU
Procambarus clarkii (red swamp crayfish) is the source of this 1825-nucleotide messenger RNA. RefSeq lists its product as uncharacterized. Gene Ontology annotation, biological process: positive regulation of heart contraction. The record is from RefSeq and is a predicted model, not a curated record. Gene Ontology annotation, molecular function: corazonin receptor binding. Lineage: Eukaryota; Metazoa; Arthropoda; Malacostraca; Decapoda; Cambaridae.